AUGGAUUCUGAAAGUGGUGCUGAAAUAUUAAUUGUUAGUAAGAAGAGCAGUACUGCAUCACUUUGUGUUGAUGAUGGUUCAACAGUUGCCGAACUCAGAAAAGUUAUUUCUUCUGAAAGUCUAAACUUGGGACCGCGCACUGCAGGUGAUGGUGCAGAUGACGAAGAAAGUUUAAUUGGUACUAUUAUUUCUGGUGAGUGCAUAUGGCAGGGAAAUUGUGAAAAUGAUGGACUUACAUCCAGAUUCAGUGUGUCUAAAGUGGAAAAGCGAAAAAAUUCUGGAGCAUGUGUUGAGCCAGAAAGCAGAGAUGAAAUAAAUAUGACAAGGCAAAAUAAUGUUAAAAAUUUUUCUGUAACUAAUCGAAGUUGGCUGUUGAGGUUAUUUGAAUCAGAUUUGUUCGACAUUCGAAUAGCUAUACGGUAUCUGUCCAGUUGUAAGGAAACUGGUGUUUUAAAUUACUUGGGUAAUCGACUGUUUGAUUUGCCGACUGAGAUGGUGGACUUUUAUAUACCACAGCUUAUAGUACUAUAUAUAAAUAUGCAGGAAGUUGCGGAAGUCAUUCAUCCUUAUAUAGUUAAAAGAUGCAAGGAUAGUGUCGAGUUUUCACUGGAAUGUUGUUGGUUAUUGGAUGCCUAUGGAAUCAAUAUAUUUCGAAAAUUCGAACAGAAAUCUCAUGGACAUCAUUUACGGCAAUCAAUUUUGAAUGAAUUUCGUGAAAGAUCAGAUGAUCUCAAGUCAACGCUCAUGUCGUUGUCAUCGCCUGCACAGCAGCAUUUUCGGACUCUUUCAGAAGCCAACCUGUGCAGAAGUGUUAAUAAAGCUCAGCAAGUAAUCCCAAAAAUGCAAAACAGCGAUGAAGUUUUAAGUAAUAAAAAUAUUCAUCAUGCAGAAAUUUUUGGAGAUUUAACUAGUGGUGGUGCUUUUAACAAUGGUUGUCCUUGUUUUGAUGAUGAACAAUGCAUAAUUGAUAAGGAAAAUGUGAUGAAUAUGGAGUGUACGUGUGGGGCGCUUAAAAUUCAGCCGGAACAGGAAUUCGUAAAGGCUUUGAUGAAUAUUGGUAAUAAGUUAAAAGUUUUUUCAAACAAAGAUGAUCGAACUCGAUGUUUGGUUGAUGAAUUGUGUAAAAUUAAUGUCAAUCUUCCUGCACGGGUAUGGCUGCCGCUCUAUGCACAUUCACUGAAACAUAUUGUCCUUCGAAUACCACCACUUGCUGGAUGCAUACUUAAUAGUAAAGACAAGGCUCCAUACUGUUUAUUUGUGGAAGUGCUUGAAGUAACGGAUAUACGACAGACGAAAGUGCCCAAACGUAUCAGUGAUAUUGAAGCAGCAGAAUAUCAGCGCAAAGGGCGCGAUAUUUUUGCUUCGAUGGCGGAUACAGCCACUAAAUUAAAGAUAAGUAAUGAAGAAACCCGAAUAAAAUCCAAUAAUCUGAUGGGUGUUUUCCCAGAGUCAAAGGAAAAGGGAAAUAUGAUUGAUAUUCGGAAACGAUUUUCGCUUUGGGUUAAGGAUCCCAAGCGUCAACUACGCGACACACCUGAUGAUCCGUCAGCAUCAGCGAUGAGUGAACCCUGGGAGGAAAAAGUAGCACGGAUAAGGCAUUCUUCGCCAUAUGGACGUCAUCCUUUUUGGCGUUUAUUGCCAGUAAUCGUGAAAACUGGUGACGAUUUGAGACAGGAAUUGUUGGCUUAUCAGUUGCUUUCCGUUUUGCGGAAUAUUUGGAUAGAAGAGAAAGUUCCGCUAUAUCUGAGACCAUAUAAAAUAGUAGUUUGCUCAUCAAAUUCAGGAAUGAUUGAACCAAUAUUAGAUGCCUCUUCAUUACAUCAGAUUAAGAAAAAUAUGAUGAUUCGUAGUUCAACAAUCGGUGCAGUGCAACCAGCGCUACUGACACAUUUUUUUGAAACAUUUGGUCCUCCAAGUUCUGAAGCAUUCCUUGUUGCGCAGCAGAAUUUUGUACGAAGCUGUGCAGGAUACAGUCUUGCUUGUUAUUUCUUACAAGUUAAAGACAGGCACAAUGGUAACAUAUUAUUGGAUUCUGAAGGACAUUUAAUACAUAUCGAUUUCGGUUACAUACUUUCCAUAUCACCGAAAAAUCUGGGUUUCGAAACUUCACCAUUCAAACUAACGCAAGAGUUAGUUGAUGUUAUGGGUGGUUUAGAUAGCGAUAUGUUCAGCUAUUAUAAAAUUCUAAUCCUGAAAGGUUUGCUGGCAACUAGGAAACAUUACGAGCAAGUAGUCAGCAUCGUUGAAAUAAUGAUUAAUGGUUCACAGUUACCCUGUUUUCGUGGUGGCAGCAGUACGAUUCGUCUCCUAAAAGAUCGUUUUCAUAUGAAUUACACGGAAGAGCAAUUGAGAACAUUAGUAGACGCCAUGGUUGAGCAAAGUCGUGAUUCUAUUACUACAAGACUUUAUGAUAAUUACCAAUAUUACAGUAAUGGUAUAUUGUGA
This is a messenger RNA of Brugia pahangi, 2445 nucleotides long. NCBI's taxonomy places the organism in Eukaryota, Metazoa, Nematoda, Chromadorea, Rhabditida, Onchocercidae. The record is from the annotation of a GenBank genome assembly.